CGUUCCAUUACAGUCCAUGGCAGCUUCGGCCGUGCGGUGUUGACGUUUUUAAUGUCUUUUGGUCACAUGUUAUGGAUUAGACAGAUAUCGAGAUCAGAGGUCAGCCUCACUCGGGGUUUUGGGCCCCUCGGCAGUCGGGCAAUAUAACUUGAGGCCGUGCUGUUUUUAGGUUCGCUGAAAUGGAUUAUAGCAAUAAAAUGAUAUUGGCACCAAUGGUGCGGGUGUCUACUUUACCUGUUCGCCUGCUGGCCUUGCAAUAUGGGGCUGACAUUGUAUUUACUGAGGAGUUGGUGGACUGGAAGCUUCUUUCAUCUGUUCGACAGUGGAAUGAUAAACUUGGAACUGUGGACUAUGUGGACCCAGCAGACGGUACUGUUACAUUACGCACUUGUGUGGAAGAAAAGGAUCAUGUCAUACUUCAGAUGGGCACCUGUGAUCCUGAUCGUGCACUGAAGGUUGCCCAAAAAUAUGAGCAAGAUAUUGCUGGCAUAGACAUCAACAUGGGCUGUCCAAAGGAGUUUUCAAUUAAGGGAGGAAUGGGGGCAGCACUGCUUCAACAGCCAGAGAAAGUGAAGAGUAUCUUAACAACUCUUGUCAAGGGGGCCAACAUCCCUGUGACAUGCAAGAUCCGGCUGCUGUCGUCGGACGAGCGGACGCUGCAGUUCUGCCGGAUGGUGGAGUCGUGCGGCGUGGCGGCGCUCUCCGUGCACGGCCGCACGCGCCACGAGCGGCCCCGCCACCCCGUGCACGAAGACGCCAUCCGACGCGUGGCCGAGGCGCUCCGCAUACCGGUCGUCGCCAACGGCGGAUCGCGGCGCGUGCAGUGCCGGGCGGACGCGGAGCAGUUCCGGCAGCGGUGCGGCGCCUCCAGCGUCAUGUUGGCGCGCGCCGCCAUGUGGAACCUGUCCGUGUUCCGGCCCGAUGGCCCGCUGCCCCUGGACGAGGUCAUCACCCGCCUGCUCCAGCUGUGUGUCAGGUACGACCACCCAUUCACACAGGCCAAGUACACGGUGCAGCAGAUGCUGCGGGAGCUGCAGGAGACGCCGCGCGGCAAGCGCUUCCUGGCUGCGCAGACGCUCGAGGAGAUAUGCGACAUCUGGGGCCUGGGCGGCGCGUGCCGGGCGGCGUUGGGCCCGCCGGCCAGCCCCGACAGCCGGCCGCUCUCCAAGCGGCCGCGGCUAGAGGACGGUGUCACCCCCGGUCACCGGCCCUUCGUGCGCGGACACUACAAGCCGGAGGGGCUGCCGAAGACGCUGCUGCACGCCUGGUGUAGCCGACACGGCGAACCGGUACCGGCCUACCGGCUCGACUUCUCCGACAAGCUGUUCCGGGCUGUGGUCACCGUGCGCGGCCAGCGGUACGCGUCGCUCUGGGAGAAAAACAAGAAGUUCGCCGAGCAGGGCGCGGCGCUGACCUGCGUCGCCUCCCUGGGCAUCGGUGGAGGGCCGGCGACCCCGGCGAGCGCCGCCGGGUGUGCUGGGACGUUCCCGGUCGACGGGCUGCCCGCGCCGCCCUCAGACCGUCGACCUGAGGAUGACGCGACGGCGGACGCGACCGGCGCACCUCCUGGACCGGGGGGCGCCCGCGCCGCCGCCGCCGCCGCGAACGGCGAGCACGCGCAUGUGAACGGAGCGGCGCCGCAGGAGGAGCGGACCACGGCGCCGACUGGCGUGUGA
This is a messenger RNA of Pollicipes pollicipes, 1676 nucleotides long. RefSeq names its product Dihydrouridine synthase 2 (gene Dus2). The record is from RefSeq and is a predicted model, not a curated record. Gene Ontology annotation, cellular component: cytoplasm. The transcript has 10 exons. Gene Ontology annotation, biological process: tRNA dihydrouridine synthesis. Bases 180 to 1676 code for a protein of 498 amino acids. NCBI's taxonomy places the organism in Eukaryota, Metazoa, Arthropoda, Thecostraca, Pollicipedomorpha, Pollicipedidae. Gene Ontology annotation, molecular function: flavin adenine dinucleotide binding; tRNA dihydrouridine synthase activity; tRNA binding.